ACGGGUACAGUGAUUUACCUCUUCGGCGACCCAUUUAGCGUCAUCCUUUCCCAUUCAGUGUGCACGGUCUGUCCAGCAAAACGUAUCGCUUCGAAUCCCAGUAUGAAGUGGCAAGCCGAUUGAAAGUGGUUCGAGGUCAGGCGAGAGUGUUGUGUGUACAGCGUGUGGAUUUCGCGCUGUCUGACAAAGAAGAAUAGCCCGUACGAGGCGACACGAAACGCUGUGAGAGUGUGCGAUGGUAGCGGGUUGUGUACGAGUUAGUGAAAAACACGGCGCCCAGUUGUAGCAAAGUUAAAGGGUGGAAAAGUGCUGUGAUCAAUCCGCCGACGGUUUCCAUCGUUUCGGAGUACGCAUGCACUGACGGUUUCCCCCGACGCGGCACGUACACAUAGGCAAACGAGCUGGUGUGCGGAGUGUGUCGGCGUCGACGAUCAGAACGUUUUGCUGCUCUCCUGGCGAACGAGGAAAGAAGAACGCGAGCUGUGCACGGAUCAGGCAAAGAAUAAUGGUAUCCAGCGGUACAUGCGUGUGCUGAGACGGAACGAAAACGAAAAGGUACGUUCCUUCUCCUUCGACACGGGCAAAACACGAAACUGUGCAUCAAUCAUAUCCACCUAAAAAGUACACUCCGUUAGGGCACUGUGAUAACCGAGGGGACGAAGAUUUUCCGCAAAUGUUCCGGAAAAGUCACUUAACCGAAGAGUGUAGGGUGUCGUGAGCUAGCUCGUCGUUGAACCGACCAAUUCCGGUUCAUGUUUGCGAAAUUUGGCAAACGGUGAAAGUAUCUACUGUGGAUCUUCGACUGCAAGAGACUCCAUCGAUAGUUUAAUUACGGAGAGUUAAUCCCCCUCCGGAAGGACGAGACGAGCAGCUGGGCUGCAGGCGCGUUCUAUCGCAAAUCUGACAUGCGCCGCUGGUAGCAGGAUGACGUUCGGUUUGUUGAAAAGCAUCUGAAAUCGAAGGAGAGGAAAGAGUUCAGCUUGCCUUCAAAGAGUGAGCGUUUGCAGGGAGCAGCAAGUGCAAGGAUACCAGGGGGCACCGAAGCCUUUAACGAACACACGGACAACGCGAAAAAGUGUCUCCUUUCUGUACACACAAUGUCACUGCUGGAACGAAGUAAAGCUAGCGGUGGAGGCAGGAGAAGCAGCAGCCGGCGGAUGAGAGUCUCAGCAAUGUACGUGCUUGCAGGGCUGUUGUUGCUGGUAGCAGCCGGUGGACGGUGGGAAGUGGAAGGUAGCUACCACUCGGGCGUCAGCCCGAUGCCACACGUACCUGCCGUGCCGAAGGACCCGAACUCGCGAUGCGAAGAAAUCACCAUCCCGAUGUGCCGCGGGAUCGGCUACAAUUUGACCUCGUUCCCGAACGAGAUGAAUCACGAAACGCAGGAGGAAGCCGGCCUGGAGGUGCACCAGUUUUGGCCGCUAGUCGAGAUCAAGUGUUCGCCCGAUCUAAAGUUUUUCCUCUGCUCGAUGUAUACACCGAUCUGCAUCGAGGACUACCACAAACCGCUCCCGGUGUGCCGGAGCGUAUGCGAACGGGCGCGGUCCGGCUGUGCGCCAAUCAUGCAGCAGUACAGCUUCAACUGGCCGGAGCGUAUGGCGUGCGAGAGUUUGCCCGUGUCGGGCGACAGCGAUAACCUGUGCAUGGAGAUGCCGAGCGAGGAAGAGCACGGUGGUGGUGAUCGAGGUGCCGGCGGUUCGUCAUCGGGUGGGGGAGGUAGUAGCGGUGGCUCGGGACAUUCGAGCAAACCGACUAGGAAGUCACACUCCGGUGGCGGUGGCGGCGGCGGUGGACAAGGCGGUGGCAGCGGAGGCCAGCAGAACAACAAAUGCAAAGGCAAGAAUUCAAAAAACUGCCAAAAUCCCCCCGGGGAAAGAACAAAAGAGUGCAUGUGCCGGUGCCGGGAGCCACUGGUAGCCCUGGGGAGGGAAAGCAGCACCACAACGCUACUGCACCAUCACGGCAGCCUAAGCGCCAACCAAAGUGUCGAAAGGGUCGGCGACGUGCAAAACUGCGCGAUCCCGUGUCGGGGGGCGUUCUUCACGCAGGAGGAAAAGGACUUCGCCGGGAUCUGGAUAGCGCUGUGGUCCGGCCUCUGCGGCAUAAGCACGCUAAUGACACUGACCACGUUCCUCAUCGACACCGAAAGGUUCAAGUACCCUGAGCGGCCGAUCGUGUUCCUGUCCGCGUGCUACUUCAUCGUGUCGUGCGGCUACCUGACGCGCAUCUUCCUCGGCCACGACGAGAUUGCGUGCGACGGCAAGUCGAUCAAGUACCCGUCGACUGGCCAGAGCUCCUGCACGAUGAUCUUCAUCAUGGUGUACUUCUUCGGCAUGGCGUCGUCGAUCUGGUGGGUAAUCCUGUCGUUCACCUGGUUCCUUGCCGCCGGCCUAAAGUGGGGUAAUGAAGCGAUCUCGAAGCAUUCGCAGUACUUCCAUCUGGCCGCGUGGCUUAUCCCGACCGUUCAAACCGUCUCGGUGCUGCUACGACCCGCCGUCGACGGUGAUCCGGUCGCUGGUAUUUGCUACGUGGGCAAUACCUCCGUCGAGCAUCUGAAGAACUUUGUGCUCGCCCCGUUGUUCAUGUACUUGGUCGUCGGAACCACGUUCCUGAUGGCCGGCUUCGUGUCACUGUUCCGCAUCCGUUCGGUCAUCAAGCAGCAGGGUGGAAUCGGUGCCGGCUCGAAGGCGGAUAAACUCGAAAAGCUAAUGAUCCGGAUAGGCAUCUUCAGCGUUCUGUACACCGUGCCGGCCACGAUCGUUAUCGGGUGCCAUUUGUACGAGGCAUCAUACUUCGAGGACUGGAUGACCGGCCUGACCUGCCCGUGCAAGGUUGCACCGGGGUUGCGACAAAAGCCGCUCUACUCGGUGCUGAUGCUGAAGUACUUCAUGGCACUGGCCGUCGGCAUCACGUCCGGUGUGUGGAUCUGGUCCGGCAAAACGGUCGACUCCUGGCGACGACUCUGGAGAAGGCUGUUCGGCUCGCCGGACCCGACCGGUGCCGGUCAGGUGCUGAUAAAACCACGCCCACCACUCCCGCAACCGUACGCAACGUCUGGCAUUGGCGUACCGGGGUCAGCAGCGGCCUCCCUGCUUGCCACCCCCUACACUCAGACCGUCGGCAGCGUGGCCUCAACGAGUCACCACCAUCUGCACCAUCACGUCCUCAAGCAGGCCCCUCUUAGCCACGUAUGACCUGGAGAUAUAGGCGGCGCAUCUACCCUAACAGCCGGAUCCGGAUCUGUCGUCGAUCCGCGCGCCGUCUCAGUCGUUGUAACGCUUCCCGGUCCGCAACCAGGGCAAGCCCUCAGCGAUUAUGGUCCGAUAUAGUUGACCGUACGACCAGAUACGGGCCGAUGGAUACCACCCAGCAAUCUAAGUGAACUGUGAAUAAAACAGCGUACGCGCGGCAAAUCUCCCUGCACUCCGCCACCACUCCUUCAACAUCCCCGGCACCAUUUCUUCCGGAUCUUGCUCGAAGGAAGGCAACGUGACCGUGCUUAGGUGACCUUGUGGGUGGACCGCGAACGCUAUUCUUAAUAGUAUUAAAGUCAACUCAACUCAAAUCGAUACUUCUUCUACUAUGGGCUACUAAUUGUCGCGAUAGUGUUUAAUGGGAGACAGUCAAACAACCAACAGAAACUACAACCUACCUAUUCUAUCAUCGUAAUUUCUCCUUUACCUACGAUAAUAAUACUGCAUCCCAAGCCACCCUCUACUAUGCGUUAAAAAACACACACAAACACAUAAAUGAAAUGGGUAGAAACACCCUUCGGCAGGAGUAACCGACGUGACAUAACACAAGCGUUAUCGUGUAAGGACAGUUCAAGCAAGCGGCUCUCUUUUCUAGUCGACAAUGUGUGGUUAGUAACUGAAACGUAGUGUUUUAAAGAGCGGUUUGUAUUACGUCGUACGAAAUUGUGCGUGCGGGGUAUGUGGAAGUUUGUAAGUUAUAUUUUAUACAUGUAGAGAAGAUGAGAAGAUAAUACGCCAACAGCCGCCAACGUAACGCAUCAGCAAACGUCGUGUGUGUGUAUCCCUUGUACAGAGAGGAAAAAUUAGGUACAUUUUCUUGCCGGAAAACGGAUGAAGACGUUGAAUCAAACAGUUGAAUGUCUCGCGCGAAAAACGGGUGGGCAAUUUAACGUACGAAAAUGGACUUGCAAUUAUGUUCUUUAUCGAUACGAAGAAAAUUCGUAGGAGGAUAUUACUUUCCGUGCGCUAAAGACGAAAUCAAACAUGACAAUACCCUUUCACAGCCACAAAAAAAGAAGAUACAUAUAAAAAAUGCAAGCCCGACUGAAACGAGUUAAAACAUAACGCUGACGCACAAUGGAAACUAUUUACCAUGAAACAACGCAAAUCCCAAGCGGAGAACAACACCUUACACUGCUCCAUAAAACAAAUGGUGGUGAUGAUUUUUCUCAUUCAAAACUACUUCCUUACAUUAACUCUUAACCCGAAAUCGCCAACGCAAGCGCAUGAUACAGCAUAGGGAACAUCUAAAACCGUAGACCUCAAGUAAGCAAACGGACAUAAGUAACGUUUUUUCUAAAUGGUGCAUUUUGAGAUGGAACUUUUAUACGUAAUUAGCAUUAAUUUACAAAGUACUCGAAAACCCCGGAAAUCAAACCUUAGCUCGUCGUAAUAACAUUGAUCAUUGGAUAGAAAAACAGGUUCACUUUUCAUCGCUGUUCGGUGCGCAUCGUUUUUUUUGCGAAUUGUUUCUGUUUUGAUUUGAUAUGUGUUUGAUGGUGACGAGAAGUCAAAAUACUUGAAGCUUCUAUUGUUUCGCUUCACGAGUGAUAUUUCUUUGUAAAGCUCCCAUGGAUACUUCUUGCUAAUGGUUUUGUUUUUGAAUUCAUCCAAUCCAUGGCUCCCAUAUUUGCGUACGUUUAUUUUCGUUUUCACCGUAUUUUUUCUUUCUCUCUCGAGAGAUGGCUCACGCGUUUCCUCGCUGAUGAUGUGUUUUGUACGAGCGUUUCCUACUUUCUACACUUGUGUUUGCUAACUUUCGUAAACGUCCAGUGCAAGCGUUGUUACUCUCAGAUUGCCAUAUAUAGCUGUCAGCUUAUGGCCCCUUCUCGGCUGAAGGGUGCCGAGCAAGUGACGUUUAGAGAUAAUAUAGUUAGUUUUGUUUUAAGACGGUCGUCGCAGCUACCUUCUCUUGUGUUUCGUCCUUUCGAUUUACUUUCAGUUCGUUUGUCCGGAGGCUUCUCUUCACUACCGGUCGCGGGCGGGUUUGGCUUCGUACCUAUGUUUUUUUGUAUUUGUGUUGAAUGAACCAAACCUUCCCAUUUCUGCGGUCGUUCAAUUGCUAUGUUUUAUAGAUCGCUUUUACCUAGUAGUAGCUGCCACAGUGCUCCCCUUGUGGACGAAUUGGAUUUAGUGUACAUAUCAACCAAAAUGCUACAUUUUACAUUAGCAGCUGAUACGAUACGUGUCAAGCAGUGUGGCCGCGUUCGGUUUAUCACUCGACUUGCCCCUCUACAUGCCUGCAAUGGCCAUCCACGAAGGGCAGUGCAUCAGAAUAUCGCAAGGUGGGCACACCGGCAACCAAGUGUAAAUGUUUUGUAAUUUAUUGACCGGCCGUUUGCGGAUGGCACGGAUUCAGGUACGCCCAUCUCUCGACAGCCACGCGAGCUCAGCGUUAUCGAUGCGGAGAUGUUUGCAGCCAGCAACUGUGUGCGAAUGUGACCGCCCUUGUACAGUAUACACUAUAGGAAUGUUAGAUGAUUAACGAAAACGCAAAGGAAAACCACAAAGGAAGAACAAUAAGCUAGGAAAACACUUACUAUUAAGUCAAUGGUUGGAUAAGAAACUGAAGUCCGUAGAGGAAAGCAGGUUGCAUUAUUCGUUCGAAUGAUCGAAUCCAAAUCGUGCUUUGGGAAGACAUUUUCAUUAGAAUCAUGCGUGUCGGGUAAAACCAGGAAAUCUCGUCGAAUAAAAAAGCAGAAGAAAAUCCCGAAACACUGCACAACAUACAUACGGAGCAAAAAUUCCAUCAAGCAGUUCCAA
This is a messenger RNA of Anopheles coustani, 6017 nucleotides long. It is a transcript of the gene fz2, whose product is annotated as frizzled-2. The transcript has 3 exons. Gene Ontology annotation, biological process: canonical Wnt signaling pathway; non-canonical Wnt signaling pathway. Bases 1098 to 3194 code for a protein of 698 amino acids. Gene Ontology annotation, cellular component: plasma membrane. Gene Ontology annotation, molecular function: Wnt receptor activity; Wnt-protein binding. Lineage: Eukaryota; Metazoa; Arthropoda; Insecta; Diptera; Culicidae. The record is from RefSeq and is a predicted model, not a curated record.